Molecule: messenger RNA, 1832 nt
Organism: Schizosaccharomyces japonicus yFS275
Lineage: Eukaryota; Fungi; Ascomycota; Schizosaccharomycetes; Schizosaccharomycetales; Schizosaccharomycetaceae
Product: splicing factor Sap114
Exons: 5
Coding region: 168-1598 (476 amino acids)
Biological process (GO): mRNA cis splicing, via spliceosome; mRNA processing; RNA processing
Cellular component (GO): U2 snRNP; nucleus
Molecular function (GO): RNA binding
Source: RefSeq, a predicted model, not a curated record
CAAACCUGCUACCCAUAUCAUUUUUUCUUCUUCUCUUCUCCUUUUCACAUGUGGCUGCCUUUUACCACUUCACACCUACCUCGAGGAUUACUUCUGCUUUAAGCAGAAUAUAAUUUGUCAUUUAUCUGUAAACCAACUACGUUUCAAAGAAUAGUAUUACGUGCUGAAUGAACUCUGCUGCAAAUUCGGGAACGGAAACUCCACUUUCAUCAGCCAAUGGCUCUGAAACGGGGAGUGGAAUUCUUGGAGUUCCUGUAGGAAUUAUUCUUCCUCCUCCUGAAAUACGAGACAUUAUUGAAAAAUCAGCUGCGUAUGUCGCGAGAAAUGGCAGCGCGUUCGAAGAAAAAAUUCGUCAGAACGAACGAUCCAACCCAAAAUUUGCUUUCCUCGAUCAUCAGGAUCCUUACUUUCGAUACUACCAGCACCGGCUUGACGAAGUAAGAAAGGGAAACGUCCAAAAGUCUAUCAAGACUGCUUCAACUACUGGAACAAACCUUGCGCGACCCAUUGUAAAACCCGUUUCAGCAGCACCACCCGCUCCAGCACCAUAUCUGUUUUCUGACCCUCUUCCAUCCAUCUCUGCUCAAGAUCUGGACGUUCUAAAACUAACCGCACGGUAUGCUGCCGUCCGCGGAACUUCAUUUUUGUCUACCAUUUCACAGCGUGAGUGGAGAAAUAAUCAAUUCGAUUUCCUGCGGCCGAACCAUGCAUUAUACGGUUAUUUCACUCGGCUUGUACAACAAUAUACAAAUCUGAUUACCAGGAAUGUUCCCUCGGAAAAAAUUCUCCAGCGCAAUGUUGAAGACCGCUGGAGCUUAUUGACACGGUUACAACCUCGAAUUCGCUGGCAGGAAUACCAGGAAACUGAGAAACGCAAAAAGAAGGAAAAAGAAGAGAGGGAAAAGAUUGAAUAUGCCCAGAUUGACUGGAACGAUUUCGUUGUGGUUGAGGUAAUUGAAUUUAGUCAAGCCGAUCAAACAGCUCCCCUCGCUCUUCCGACGAACUUGUCUGAUCUUCAGACAGCAACUCUCGAACAGAAAUCUGCAAUGUUUACUAUGCCUGAUCAAAACUAUACAAUUGAAGAAGCACCACCCACUGCAGCUCCUUGGGAACCCGUUUCUGCACCUAAAAAAGCACAGGUCGGUGUUCAAUUACCGGCAGAGUACAUGAAAUCGACUACUCCUUCUCAAACAGAGCAGCGAUCUGUUCCCCAACAACACAUUCCUUCUGUGACAGUGGCUCCUACUUCAGCGCCGCAAGCACCACGACAUUUACCGAGAGCUUUCCAACGUGCUGUUCCUAUGGAGAAAUGUCCUAUAUGUGGAGACAUGGUUCCCGCUACGGAAUUACAAGAGCACAUCCGUAUCCAAUUACUUGAUCCCCAUUGGCGUGAGCAGCGGAAGGUUGCAGAGUCACGUAAAUCAACUCUGGACUUAAGCAAGGUAGAUGUUGCAGCCAACAUGAAACGUCUUGUGAGUCAACGUACUGACAUAUUUGAUGUACAUAAUGGUGUUCAAGUGUCGGAAGAGGAACGUGAACGGAGGAAACGUGCCGCUACCCAAAGCUCCUGGGGUGCUCCAUCCGAUAAAAGGCGUUGACUCGUUUUACCCAAAAGCGGCUUACUCUUAGACUAAAAAAGGAAUUCACAUAUAGAGCAAUUCGUUUGCUUGAGUAAAUUAAUGAGCUUAGUAUGUGAUAUCCACCUCCCUUUGAUGACAUACAUUUAGUUAUUACUCGGUUUUGACAUGGCCGAGCGCAUUUCUCUCAUUUUAAUUUUUCCAAUAAACUGUCUUAGAAUUUUCUUGAUUAUAUUCUGUGAUGAAACAAUUAGU